This is a messenger RNA of Amorphotheca resinae ATCC 22711, 865 nucleotides long. RefSeq lists its product as hypothetical. NCBI's taxonomy places the organism in Eukaryota, Fungi, Ascomycota, Leotiomycetes, Helotiales, Amorphothecaceae. The transcript is spliced from 2 exons. The record is from RefSeq and is a predicted model, not a curated record. The coding region runs from base 129 to 494 and encodes 121 amino acids.
GGUACACACGUCUACAGGGUUUCACAAUUCAACACCUUUCCCAAAUACAAGGCAGCUGGCAAGCUGCUUAAAAAACCUUCUCUUUCUUGCCCCUCGAGCAAUUGAUCCAAUUGGACCCGAACGCCGCUAUGGCACGAAUACUCUCCUCCCUUCUCUACAUCGCGCUCCUCCUCGUGGCGACCACAAACGCACAAUUCCAGUUCUUUGAACAGAUGUUUAGCCAAGGAGGACAGCAUCAACGACAAGAGCCCCAGAACGUACCCAGCGAUUCGAGUUGGUACCAAGAGAAUUAUAACAAUGCGCACUGCGAUAAAUAUCUCUGCCCUGAUACCUUAGCAUGUGUGCAUUUUCCGCAUCACUGCCCAUGCCCGCAUCCUUCCUUUGAAGAGAAGUUCGAGUUGGGGGAUGGUAAGGCCAUCUGUAUUUCGAAGGGAGGCUUCAAAGCUGGGGAGGCGGCGAGGAAAGUAGAACUGGCUAGGAAAGGUCUGCUUUGAUGGGGUUAAUGUUAGAAUGACGAGAAGUAUAUGUUAUCAUACCGACUAGCACGAUUGGGCAUUAGCGAUGGGAGUUUUGGUGCACAGGAAGGCAUCUUGUAUUUUCUUGGGGCCAUGGUACCAGGUGGAUGCUGUGGUGGGAUUCCAAGGUCAGGACAGCUCUGGAAGAAUUUAGAUUUUAACUACUGCGUCAAAAUAUCCGACUCAUUUCUCAUUCAUUCGUUCCAACGCCACGCCCCUCUCUACAGCCAGGAAGAACCCGGAGCACUUUUGUUGCCUCACUUCGAUUUGCCAGUGGGAAUGCCGAAAAGCACCGCUGGCUUACCAUCCUUUGGCGCCUUGUCGACCCUGAAAAAUCCCUUUCUCUCGAG